CACAUUUAAAUUUUCUGUAUUUUAGUCACAUUGUUCACCUGUCUGUAAUCUCAUUAUAUUCCCUCCAAUUCAUUUGGACCAUUCAAAGUUUCUGGUAUUAUUUCUUCCUCCAUUACCACUUCCUGCAAAUUAACCACCCACAAUGCAAUUCAAAGCCAUUACUUCUCCUUCUUACCUUCAAAUCAAACCUCCUAUUGUUAAACACAUUUCUUUAACUUUCAAUUUCAAACCCUUUUGCUACUCUCAAUUUUGGAACCCUAAAAUCUUCCAUAAACCCCAUAGAAAUUUCCUUAAAUUUGGUUGUAUAAGUCCAAGUCAAGAACUUUUGGGUGAUUUUGUUAAUACCCAUGAAUCAGAAUCUGAAAUUAGUGAAAUUGGGAUUCAUUCAGACAAUUUGGAGGUUCGAAGUGUGGGACCCACAAAUGAGGGUGAUAACUUAGCUGACCAAAAUGUGUGGGAUCAAAUGAUUGAAAUUGUCAGGUUUUCCGGGCCAGCUGCCGGGCUGUGGAUUUGUGGACCUUUAAUGAGUCUUAUUGAUACUGCUGUUAUUGGUCAGAGUAGCUCAAUUGAGCUUGCUGCUUUAGGUCCAGGAACUGUGCUUUGUGAUUAUAUUGGAUUUGUAUUUAUGUUUCUUUCAAUUGCUACCUCCAAUAUGGUUGCUACUUCACUAGCCAAACAGGAUGAGAAUCAAGUGCAACAUCAGAUCUCCAUGCUACUAUUCAUGGGUCUGGCUUGCGGAGUGUCACUGCUUUUGUUGACGAAAUUCCUCGGUGAAUGGGCUUUAACUGUUUUUGUGGGAGUGAACAAUGUUCAUCUUGUGCCUGCUGCAAAUACAUAUGUACAGAUUCGUGCUUUGGCAUGGCCUGCUAUUCUUGUCGGAUCUAUUGUUCAAAGUGCCAGUUUAGGCAUGAAAGAUUCCCUAGGACCAUUGAAGGCUUUGCUGAUUGCAAGUGUUCUUAAUGGUGUCGGUGAUGUGGUGCUCUGUACUUUCUUGGGCUACGGGAUUGCUGGUGCAGCAUGGGCUACUGCAGCAUCACAAAUAGUAGCAGCUUACGCAAUGGUUAAUACAUUGAAUGCGAAAGGAUACAAUGGCUAUUCGUUUUCAAUUCCAUCGUAUUCCGAACUUCGAGAAAUAUUCGAGAUUGCUGCCCCAGUCUUUAUAACAAUGAUCUCAAAGGUCGCCUUCUAUGGCUUAAUUAUUUAUUUUGCAACGUCUAUGGGUACACACACAGUGGCUGCUCAUCAGGUCUUAAUUAAUAUAUAUAGCAUAUGUUCAGUAUGGGGUGAGCCCCUUUCUCAAACGGCACAAUCAUUUAUGCCGGAGCUACUAUAUGGAGCCAGCCGAAGUUUAGUCAAGGCAAGAUUGCUUUUGAAGUCUCUUCUGAUAAUAGGAAUGUGUAUUGGGCUUCUUCUAGGAACUGCUGCAACAGCCGUCCCAUUGUUUGCUCCCAACUUCUUCACUUCUGAUCCAGCAGUGAUCGGUGAGAUGCACAAGGUUUCGGUUUUUUUCUUCCUUGCUGUAAGUGUGACUCCAUGUAUACUCCCCUGCGAAGGCACAUUACUGGCUGGCAGGGAUCUCAAAUUCAUAAGCACGUCAAUGAGCGGGUGCUUCACUUUUGGCGCACUUAUAUUGCUGUUUGUGAAAAAUCAAGGAUUGGGUUUAGCGGGUUGCUGGAGUGCGCUCGUUUUAUUUCAAUGGGCGCGCUUCUUGAUCUCUUUAAGACGCAUCCUUUCUCCGAGUGGUGUAUUAUACUCCGAGGAUCUUGAAAGUUUUCGGUUAGCUGAGCUGAAAGCAGCUUAGUUUUACAUAGAUUCGACGCUGAUUUUUUUCAUUUAAUUGAUAUGUUUUUUAUUUUCGGGCUGCAACCGCGACACUCCUCGGAAGUCAAUUUUGAUAUGCUACAAUGAGCCUAAAUGAGGCUCAGACCAUUGCAAAACCUUGGUAAUUAAAGUUGUGUAAAAUACACUAGAAAGUCUAGAAGACUAGAAAUAUACUAGUAAAGUUAUAAGGGUUUGAUUUUAUCUUUUUUGCAAUUUAUCAUUUUAAGUUAAAAGGAGAAAUGUAACUAAAUUAAGUUUGAUAUUAGAGAUAUUGUCUCUUGAUGAGACGACCUUAAAACAAAGAGUUUAUAUCCUCAUAAUGUGUAUGAGAUGGGCUAUUAACCCAUUUAUGAAGCGCGUUUUCUAAUGAAAUGUUACUGUACAACAUUGUACAUUUGUUGCUCUAGUUAUUUACUUCUUUG
Messenger RNA from Amaranthus tricolor (Joseph's coat), 2243 nucleotides. RefSeq names its product protein DETOXIFICATION 46, chloroplastic-like. Gene Ontology annotation, molecular function: antiporter activity; xenobiotic transmembrane transporter activity. The transcript has 14 exons. Lineage: Eukaryota; Viridiplantae; Streptophyta; Magnoliopsida; Caryophyllales; Amaranthaceae. Gene Ontology annotation, cellular component: membrane. The record is from RefSeq and is a predicted model, not a curated record. Bases 143 to 1801 code for a protein of 552 amino acids. Gene Ontology annotation, biological process: transmembrane transport.